Messenger RNA from Rubroshorea leprosula, 838 nucleotides. The record is from the annotation of a GenBank genome assembly. Lineage: Eukaryota; Viridiplantae; Streptophyta; Magnoliopsida; Malvales; Dipterocarpaceae.
AGUACCAAAUGAAGAAAAACCACUCAUGUCUGAGAUGUACAUUGCUCGUGCUGCUGAGAUACUUAGCGUCCCUAAAACAAGAGAAAUCUGUGAGCAGGCCAUAGAGUCUAGUCUUCCAGAUAAAGAUAUCCACGCACUGAUGGUGAUUUUCGGAAUAAGUGGCAUGAGUUUGAGGUUCAGCAUGGAAAUGAAGAUACCUUCAGAGAAAUGCUGCGAACCAAAAGAAGUGUUUUCCGCAAGUUAUAGCCAGACACACUUCGUUCUGCCGGAGUACAUGAUGCAGAAGGAUCAGUCAUUGACCCUUGAUGAUGCAAAGGACAAAUUGAAGCAUGCUGGCGUCCCGGAGGUAGAGAUGGCUGCUCUUGAGAGGCAAUUGGCCCCUGUAUCCAAAAAAGUCAAUUCUAAAGACAGCAGCAGAAAAGUGGGGUUUGUUAGUGCUGGGGUGGAGUCCCAGACUGAUGGAGGGAUGACACCGGUUGCCACUGAAGACAUUGAUCUGCCAGAAGAAAGUGAUUCUGAAGAUGAAGAAAGAGUUUGUAAUUGCACCAAAUUGCACAGAAAGAUGUUCCAUCUGCUGUAUUUGGAGGUCUUAUCAGGAAGAGAGACGAUGGUGACGGAGAUGGGGAUGAGGAUAUUGUAUCAGCCAAAGAUAGGGAAAGUGAGAGCCGUCUAGGAGCCCUUGAGAGAAUAAAGAGGCAGAAAAAAACUUGAUUUUAGUUACUAACCUUGUCUAAUUUUGAUUGCUGGUAUUUUUUGUUCAUUUAUAACCCUUGUACUCUUUAAGCAUUUUUGACAUGCAUUAAGCCGGUGUCUGCCUGAAUAUACCGAGAUUAUGAGU